AGGCCAUGAAUUGACGAAAUAAUUAAAAGACUGCACUGUGUCCUUCGAAAACUUUCGUGUCCAAAAAGGGCCACAGCUCAAGAAACCGGUUUACCUGGAAACAUCCAACGAAUUUUAAGUAUAGUAUUUACAAUCUCGUCUUGGAAUUGCAGGAAGAUGCAAGCAUAUAGCGACGAAGAACUCAACUAUUUCAGACUAUGUAAAAUUGUCGCUAGUGUUAUCCCAGAAGGUCUGAGAGAGAUUUUCAAGCAACAAUGGGAUACUCACUACACAAGCACACACGGACCAUGGAUGGACACGCCGGCCAAUUUUGCGUCCUUUCAAAGCAUGGAGUCUCCGAGGAAUCGCAAAAAGAACAAGCGCCUUCUGGGGAUAAUGACAAAUGGUGACCGAACAAACUGGGACAGUACUUGUUUAUCUUAUGCCAUUCUUUUCUCGGACAGCAUUGGACCCAAAUUAAAACCUAAUGUUAAGAAAAGUGUCGAUAUUUUACGUGAGAGUCGGAAUGAAGUUGCCCAUAAUGCGGAAGGAAGAUUGAAAGAUGCAGAUUUCCAAACGUCUGUUCAAAAUGUUUUGAACGAGUUCAUAACGUUAAAACUAGAUACGACUGAGUUGUUGAAACUGAAAAACCAAACAAGCUUUCCAACCGAAGAAUUUUAUGUCAUCAAGAAAGAGUUGGACGACGAAAAGAAACGAAAUGCAGAGCCCAAACCUUUUUGUGUCUUACCACCGAAAUCCUUCCAUGACCAGAUCACAAGAGAGCACGAAGUCCAAGAUAUUUCCAAGAAGAUGAAAGAAUUGUCCAACCGAAAGAUGGGAGAAACAACGACAGUUUAUCUCUCAGGUAAUCCAGGAUGCGGUAAGAGUGUGCUUGCAGGGCAGAUUGGAGAUGAGUAUUUUGAUUCUGAUGAUACUGUACAACCAGCUUUCGUCAUGACCAUCAACGCGACGAACAUGGACACAUUGCUCCAGUCCUAUGUCGAAUUUGCAACGAAGUUGAAUUGUUAUCCGGGUUUUAUAACAGACAUUACCACAUCGAAAGACCUUUCUAAAAAACAACAGAUACAGCGACUGAAGUUUCUUGUGGCCAAACAAGUCGACAAGUAUGCUUCCUGGUUAAUGAUCAUAGACAACGUGGUAAAUCUUAAAGAAUACUCUAAAUACUGGCCACAAUUUGGCGAUAUGACAAGUGGUGUCGGCCAGAUCCUUGUCACUACCCAAGAUGAGCAGUCUAUUGCAGAAAACACUUAUACCUGGCACCUAUCCCUAAAACGAGGAAUGACUAAACAGGAUUCCGUCAAGGUACUUUCCAAGAUAUCUGACAAAGAGGAAGAUGACGAAAUGAUGUUCAAAGUCGCUAAAAGUUUGGACUUCCAGCCCCUGGCAUUGGCUUGCGCCGGCGUGUAUAUGAAAACGACCCGUGCGUCAACAACAUGGAAGCAGUUCCUUGAGAAACUAGCUGUAGGAAAACGCGAUUCCAUGGAAAAAGAGUUCGAAAAAAACAGUAUCUCAAUGACCGUAUCGGUAAGAAUGGCAUUGGACAGGGAAACUUGUGGAAACGAAGUUAUUUUUCAUACAUUUGAAUUCCUGUCAGUCUUAGCUAAUGAUCCCAUCCCAACUGAGCAUGUGGUUGCGUACGUAAGUGAACAUUUACCUAAGGAAGAUGAAGAAGUAGUGGCUUCAACUAUUAGAUCAUCUUCUUUGGUGAUGACUUCUGAUGAUGGAGAUCAACUUACUACGCAUCAAAUUGUGCACCAUUGUCUUCAAGAGAAACGUCGUCAAGAGGAAAGUGAAAAAUUCAAUAUGCUUGCUGUAAUAUCUGCUUUUUCAGCUCUUCUGAAAUCCUUUGAUAAAAACUCUGUUGCGGACAUUAUCAAAACCAGGACUUUACUAAGCCAUUUCGAAAAUCUCUCAAGACAUCUUCCUUCGUAUAUUGUACAACAGCAGCUGAAGUGUCAAACAUACCUAAACAAAAACUUCGAGGGCAUUAUAAAUAACUUGAACACUUUAGGCAGUGUGUGUGUUAUCCACGGGAGGUAUCAUAUUGCUAAAGUCUUUUUCCAACUUUCUUUGACAAUGCAGCUUCCUUCUUUUAUAAAUGAAAUGGAAAACCGGCCCUUUGUAGACUUAUCAGAAUUUUCUCAUCUUCAUCUACUGAAACAAGACAGACUAAAUUGUGUCUUUAUGGUGGCAAGGUCCGUUUAUGAUUGCACAGACAGUAGUGAGGAAUCUCCUAUUAGUAUUCAAGACUAUCAUGAAGCAUUUGAGAAAAUAAAUGUAGCUGAAACAAUGUCCAGUCUCGGAAUAGCUAUCUCGAAUUUAGGAGAACUCUCUGUAGCAAGAGACUGUCACGAAGUUGCACUGGGCAUUUGUGAUUUGGAAUAUGAACACAGCUAUGCUUGGCUAAAGUUAAAAGCCGAGAUAUUGAAUAAUCUUGCAGCAGUAUCAAAGGAAAUGGGAAAUAUGAUAGAUGAAAAAAAAUGUUGUCAAAAUGCUAGUAUUCUACACGAAGAAAUUCAUAAAAUGGUGAAACAGUCGUCGUCCGAAAGUGAAUUCAUUCGACUGGAUUUGAAUGACUAUCUUUACAUCAAGGCAAGCUCAUAUUAUGGACUUGGAAAGUCAAACUACACUUUGGCAGCUGAUGGCAAUAGCUCUAGUGAUGGGUAUUUACAUGAAGCCAUAAAGAAUUUAGAAAAGUCGCUGUCUUCGUACAGAAGGGUCUACGGGGAACAGCAUCCCAAAGUAGCACAUGCUUUAAACAGGCUUGGUCGCAGUGUUUUUCGCUUGCGGAAAUAUGAUCAAGCAAGGCAUGACCACAACCAAGCACUUUUUAUUUAUAACUUUGUUUACAACGAAAACCACCCAUUGGUGGGGUCAACACUCAAUAAUCUAGGAAAAACUCUACUUGAACUUCACUGUUAUUACGGGGCCGCAGAAACCUUUAAAGAAUCUCUCAGAAUAGCGAAACGUUUCAGAGGAGAUGAUGAUCCAACAAUCGGGGAAUUACAAUUCAAUCUUGCUCAGUCACUAAGUAAGCAAAAUCACUUUAAUGAAGCUAGGACUUUUUGCGAGAACGCUCUGGCUAUUUUCAGGAGUAAAUAUGGAGAAAAACAUAAUUUGAUAGUUCAAGCACUCAUAAAACUUGCUGACAUAUACAAUAAAUUGGGAGACUACCCCAAGGUACUUGUAACCCUUGACGAGGCUUUUGAAAGAACAGGAAAUAUAAACUAUAUAACACACAUUGCUCAAUCGUAUGUAAACCUUGGUAACACCUUUCGCAGCCAAAAACGCUAUGUUAGAGCCAAGAGAUGUUACGAGAGAAGCCUAGCCUCUGGAUACUGCAGUACUCGCGCUUUGAUUGGUCAAUUACUCUCAGGCAUUGGAGAUGAAAUGGCCAAAAAGGAAAAGUUUCCUGAGGCAGCAUCAUGCUACAUUAACGCUUCGAAAUCUGGAUAUGGCAAAGAUAACCCAAUGCUAGGUCAAAAAAUAUUUCGCAUUGGCUCAAUUAUGUAUGAUCAACAUCAAUUAAAUGAAGCAAAAACAUGUUACAGUCACGCAUUAACCACAAAAUAUGGUAAGGACUCUCUAACUGUGGUUGAAGCGAUUUUCGAACUCUGCGAAAGCUUCUUUGAUCAGGGCAAGUUAAACGAGGCAAAUGCAUGUUACAUAAAUGCAUUAUCCAUCGGAUAUGGUACAUACCUUCCGUUUGUAGGCCAAGCAGUUUUCAAACUUGGCAAGCUCUUUCUGGAUCAAGGCCAAUUAUAUGAGGCAAAAACAUGCUAUAUAAAUGCACUGUACACUUUUUAUGGUAAAAACUGUCAAUCUGUGGGUGAAGAAGUCUUCAAACUUGGCACAUUGUUUUUUGAUCAGAGCAAAUUAAAUACUGGAUAUGAUAAAGACUAUGCAACUGUAAGUGAAAAGCCAUUUCAAUUUGGCACACCAUUGUAUAAUCUUGAAUACCUCAAUGAUGCAGCGCAUUGUUAUAUAGAAGCAUUAACAGUUGGAUAUGGUAAAGACUGCCAAACCGUGGGUAAGCAAAUCUUUGACCUUGGCAAGGAAUUAUACUAUCUUGGAAUGGUAAUUGAAGCGAAAACACUUUAUAUUGCUGCAAUGACUACUAGAUAUGGCAAAGAAACGCCGUCUGUAGGUAUCGCAAUUGUCGAUCUUUUUGAAAGCUUUUCCUCUCUCGGGAAAUACCUUCCUUGUGUUGGUCAAGUAAUCUUAGAAAUUGGCAAAGCAUUGUAUAAUCUAGGCCAGUAUAAUGACGCAAAACCGUUCUAUAUCAACGCCUUAACUACCCAUGGUAUAAAUCAUCCGUCAGUUGGAAAAGCAGUCUUCAAACUUGGCUCAUUCUUUCUUGAUCAGGGCCAGUUAACCGAGGCAAAAACUUGUUACAUGAAUGCCUUAACCACUGGAUAUGGUAAGUGCUCUUCUUCUGUGGGAGAAGCACUAUUCGAACUUGGCACAGCGUUCUUUGAACAGGACCAGUUAAACGAUGCAAAUACAAUUUACAUUAAUGCCUUAUCCACUGGAUAUGGUAAAGCCUGUCCAGCAGUGGGUAAAGCGAUUUUCAAACUUGGCGCAAAAUUAUUUGAUCAGGGACAGUUAACCGAGGCAAAGCAAUGUUACAUGAAUGCUUUAUCCACUGGUUAUGAUACGGACUCUUCUACUGUGGGAGAAGCACUAUUCGAACUUGGCAAAGCGUUCUUUGAUCAGGGCCAGUUAAACGAGGCAAAAACUUGUUACAUUAAUGCCUUUACCACUGGAUAUGGUAAGUGCUCUUCUUCUGUGGGAGAAGCACUAUUCGAACUUGGCACAGCGUUCUUUGAACAGUACCAUUUAAACGAUGCAAAUACAAUUUACAUUAAUGCCUUAUCCACUGGAUAUGGCAAAGACUGUCGACCUGUGGGUAAAGCGAUUUUCAAACUUGGCGCAAAAUUAUUUGAUCAGGGACAGUUAACCGACGCAAAGCAAUGUUACAUGAAUGCUUUAUCCACUGGUUAUGAUAAGGACUCUUCUUCUGUGGGAGAAGCACUAUUCGAACUUGGCAAAGCGUUCUUUGAUCAGGGACAGUUAAACGAGGCAAAGACGUGUUACAUGAAUGCCUUAACCAUUGGAUAUGGUAAGGACUCUCUAACUGUGGGAGAAGCGAUUUUCGAACUCGGCGAAAGCUUCUUUGAUCAGGGCAAGUUAAACGAGGCAAAUGCAUGUUACAUGAGUGCCCUAACCACUGGAUAUGGUAAGGACUCUUCUUCUGUGGGAGAAGCACUAUUCGAACUUGGCAAAGCGUUCUUUGAUCAGGGCCAGUUAAACGAGGCAAAGACGUGUUACAUGAAUUCCUUAACCAUUGGAUAUGGCAAAGACUGUCGACCUGUGGGUAAAGCGAUUUUCAAACUUGGCGCAAAAUUAUUUGAUCAGGGACAGUUAACCGAGGCAAAACAAUGUUACAUGAAUGCUUUAUCCACUGGUUAUGGUAAGGAUUCUUCUUCUGUGGGAGAAGCACUAUUCGAACUUGGUAAAACGUUCUUUGAUCAGGACCAGUUAAACGAGGCAAAGACGUGUUACAUGAAUGCCUUAACCAUUGGAUAUGGCAAAGACUGCCCACCUGUGGGUGAUGCAAUCUACAUUCUUGGUAAUUGCCUAUACAACCAGGCACACUUUAAUGAUGCACAAGAUUGCUAUGUAGGUGCCCUAAGCACUGGAUAUGCCAAAGACUGUCCUUCUAUUGUCGAAUCAAUUGUCAGAUUUGGGUCAUCAUUUUAUGAUUUGAGAGAGAUAAAUGUGGCAAAAGCAUGUUACACAAACGCCUUAGCGAGUGGAUAUGGUAUGAGAGACUGUCCUGCAAUGAGAGACUCGAUCUGUAGACUUGUCAUAAGUUUAUAUGAUUUGGGACUGUUUACUGAAGCAAAAACAUGUUUUGAAGAGUGUGAAAAUGCAAAAUGUAUCGAUGAUCAUUCACUUGGUACGGCAAAAUUCAAUCUUGGUAAAGCAAAGUAUGAAGAUGGUGAUUAUUUUGAAGCAAAAACAGCCUUUGAACAGUGUUUAGCUACAGGAUAUGGUGGCAAGCACCCUGAAGUUUUUCUAGCCCUGGGUGAUUCUCUUUAUCAUCUGGCAAGAUAUUAUGAAGCCGAAAUAUGUUAUAAAACUGUCCUGGCUGCUGAAUACACCAGUGAGGACUGCCCAACCUUGGAUACGUCAUUCUUUAACCUUGGGAAAGCAUUCUAUGAAUUAGGAGAUUAUCACCAAGCUCAAUCGUGCUACAAAAGCGUUUUAGCUGCUGGCUGCAAUGGCGAGCAUUUGAAUUCUUUUUGUACGUCAGUCAUCGACCUUGGUGAGACAUUCUGUAAUUUGAAGCAAUAUAAUGAAGCCAGAAUGUGUUUUGAAAGUGUACUAAAAUUCUUUCGAGCUUUGAAUGAGAAUGAUGACCUCAUUUGCCUCACACUCCUGAAACUUUUGUUUACUCUCGAGAGUUUGGAGUGUUACGAGUCGGCAGUCCCAUACUAUGAAGAACUUCUUUCCAAUGCAAAGAUCCUAUAUGGUAGGAACAGUCAAAUAGUUGCCGAUCUGUACAUCUUGCUUGGCGAAACCUUAGAGAAACUAGAAAGACACGACGAGGCACGAAAAUGCUUCAAGAAAGGAAAAGCUAUUUUGUCAUUGUUAGGGAGAAUUCGCAGACUGCUGUCUUCCGAACAACCGCACAGUACCUUGAAUGACAUAGAGACGGGAAUAAUGUUGCUGCAGACAAUGCGAACCAGUGUUCAAUAACUGACACUUAUCGUAAUGAUACAGAGAACAUUGAGGCUUCAUCGCAAUCUGACAAUGUUAAAAUGUUAUCUGCAAACAUUGCUAUUUUAUAAGCACUGCACUGAGGGAUAGCGAUUCCUUUCGGAUAUCAUGUAUAUACUGUAACAUUUUGAAACUUAAGAUUGAAAAUUUGUUUGUAAAAAAAAAUUGUAAAUACAAUGUCGAGUUAAUUUCUAAAGUUUUCCAUUAGAAGUACGUUUGGACAGUUA
Molecule: messenger RNA, 7013 nt
Organism: Exaiptasia diaphana
Lineage: Eukaryota; Metazoa; Cnidaria; Anthozoa; Actiniaria; Aiptasiidae
Exons: 1
Coding region: 157-6765 (2202 amino acids)
Molecular function (GO): protein binding; ADP binding
Source: RefSeq, a predicted model, not a curated record